AUGCGGCACCUUAUCGCCGGGGGCGGCGGGGCGGCGGCGCGGCGGCGGCGGCAGAGCAAAUGUACGGGGCGUUUCACGAAUUUCGGCACAGACGGCAAAGACAAAAGAGCAAAAAAUUACAGAGACCAACAAGGAGAUAAACGGAAGAAAUACAGAGAAGGAGACCAAAAGACACACGGGAAAGAACUCAAAAUAGGAGAAAGACACACGGCGGAAAGACAAGGUAGAAACGAGAAAAAGAAAGGAAAAACCAGAAAGACAGGAAAAAAGGCAGACGAAGAAAGACAGAAGAGGUUAAAAAUAGAUGAGGAAAAUAACGAAGGAGAAGAAGACAGAUCUGACGAAAAGCAGAAGGAAAGCAAGACAAGGGGGAGGAAAGAGAGGAAGAUAGAAGUAAAGAAAAGAAAGGAGAUCUGGGAUGAAAACAGAUGA
Zophobas morio is the source of this 432-nucleotide messenger RNA. RefSeq lists its product as uncharacterized. Lineage: Eukaryota; Metazoa; Arthropoda; Insecta; Coleoptera; Tenebrionidae. The transcript is spliced from 2 exons. The record is from RefSeq and is a predicted model, not a curated record. Bases 1 to 432 code for a protein of 143 amino acids.